Messenger RNA from Blepharisma stoltei, 1354 nucleotides. Lineage: Eukaryota; Ciliophora; Heterotrichea; Heterotrichida; Blepharismidae. The record is from the annotation of a GenBank genome assembly.
AUGGAUCUGUCCUCAACUAAUUUCAACAAUUAUGACAUAGAAGCCGCAAAAAGAAAUGUAAAAUGUGACUCAUGACUAUUUUUAGUGAUAUAUUUUAUUCCAAUAAUCCUCUCAUGUCUAAUACCUGAUAUAGAGGCGGCCCUAAGUUUUAUCUUCUUUUUCUCUUUAAUGGGUGCUCCUUACUGACUUACAGCUGUUUUAGGAUUCUUCGCCUCAUCCAAUGAGAUGUCUUUCACAAACUGUUAUUCCUGUUUCUUAUAAUCAUAAAAUGGCGUCGUCGAGAAAAUUCUUCUCUGAAGAAUUUUCACUCCUUUGGCCUAUUUUAUUAUUAUAGGAUUCAGUUUCCCCUAGGACCUUAUCCAGCAAUAUCAGGUAAGCAACGAGGAGGGGUGCACAGCCUCCUGGCCUGAUCCUUGGAUGUUUGGUGGACAUAGGGUUUUACUGCUGACACUCCCGAGGAGGGAGACCCAUAGGCGGCACAAUGAGCAGGAGUCAAGUUUCGAGCAAGGAAACGCAGCCCGUGAGAUCUGGCCUUCAAUUGGCCGUCGCUUGCUUACGAUGGUCCACUGCCGGAUAAAAAGGGUGACGUCGGAAAUGCCCGGUGACGCCACCAGCUAGAGUCUACUGGGGUGAGCGCUUAUAGCUUAUUUAAAUCACCCUGCGGAACCAGAGAAACACGUUAAAACCUCUAAGUAGUCUAAGUUCUAAGUUAUUCCUGUUUCUUGAAAUGCACGUUUAUUUACGUCACAAUGUGCAUUGGCGGGUCAAUACUUAUUUUUCUUUAUCUAUUGCUUUUAGUGCUAGCUAAUUAUUCUCAAGCAAGUUCCUCCCUUGAGAGAUUUGUAGCAUCUUUACUUGUUUUUAUGUCAUUUCUGGCCAUAAUUCACUCAGCUUGUGCAUUUACUCUGUGAUUUUUUGCGAACAGACGUGCAAACCGCUUAAAGGAUUUAAUACUAAGAAGAAACCAGUAUUUCCAAAAUCCAAAUACGUCAGGAAGACUAGAAACUAAAGCGCAAUUCUUUGCUCCGAGUGAAAUAGAAGUCGGAGGAUGUUAUCCUCACUCCCCUCCUUGAGCAAACAAUUCUUAAAAAUUAAAAGUAAAAAUGAAUUCUUUGUAAAAUUUAUGUUUUAUAAUGGAACUUGUUGAAAUUAGCAAAAGAUUUCAUUACAAUAAUUAUCACUUAUAUAUUGAAAAUAUUUUUUCAUAAAAAAUUUGGAGGGCGGGUUUUACCAAAAAAUAGGAUUUUUUCCAUGAUUUGUUCACUCACAGAGGGGGAAUCAGCAAUAUCCUCAACAAUCUCAUCAGUAUCCUUAUUAUAAUCAAGGCAACUAUGGAAGCGUUAAGAAGCCUUAA